Messenger RNA from Fusarium fujikuroi IMI 58289, 1221 nucleotides. RefSeq lists its product as uncharacterized. NCBI's taxonomy places the organism in Eukaryota, Fungi, Ascomycota, Sordariomycetes, Hypocreales, Nectriaceae. Bases 1 to 1221 code for a protein of 406 amino acids. Gene Ontology annotation, molecular function: guanyl-nucleotide exchange factor activity. The transcript has a single exon. The record is from RefSeq and is a predicted model, not a curated record.
AUGCUAAGUACUAUUUCAAAUAGCAUAUCUGGCCCAGCUUGCGUCCAGCAGGUAACGUGGGCGCCACGGCACAACCUUGAUCCUGUACUCGAACACGACCGGCAACAUGCAAAAUGUAUCUCAACAGUUAAUCUACCGACGACGCUGGUAUUUCAAGAGGAGCGGCACUCCGACAACCAGCCGACGACCAAAGUCACAACAGAUGCCCAGCUCCACGACAAGUGCACAUCACUCAUUACCCAGCGUCGAAACGUGAUAAAGGAACUCAUCGAUACGGAGAGAAUUUUCACCAGAGAUAUGAGAAUCCUGCUGCAUGUCUAUAAAGAGACUGCAGACGCUUGCCCUGCACUAGACUUCAAAGCGAUACAGCUUAUUUUCCGUAAUAUCGAUGACAUCGUUUCUGUUCACACCUCCUUUCAAUCAGACCUUGAGACGUCUGCGGCGAGUGUUUAUAAUCAUCAUCAGGAGAAGCCUCCUGUAGUCAACAAGAAUAUCCCUACGACAAACUUGAAUCAAAACACUUUGAUACAAGUCAGUGAAGCUGAAGACAGAGGGGCAUGGAUCGGGCGUGCCUUUAUGCUCAAUAUCGAUAGCAUAAGUAUGGCCGUUAAGAAGUUCCUACAAAAGGGCAAGGAGGUUGGAGAGUAUUUAGUGGUCAUUCAAAAGCAUCCCGCAGUUGUUUACUGGAUGGAGCAGUGCAGGGAGGUCACAGAGCACCUUACGCAUGCCUGGGAUCUUGGAUCACUAUUAAUCAAACCUUUACAGAGAAUAACGAGGUAUCCGAUACUCAUAACGGCGUUGUUGCAGCAUACGCCCCAUGACUAUCCGGAUAGGAAAGACUUACUUGAGGCUCGGGAGCGUUUCAACGCUCUGCUCUUCCAGGUUAACACGACAACGAAACUAUUCGAAGCGACACCAAGGCCAAUAACCAAAACAUAUACCGGCUCUGUAGCCAAACCUGGUAUGAGACGAACGUUAAGGAAGUCGAUGUCUAAGAUGCGACUGUGGAGUCAGCGGCUGAGUGGAAAUCAGAGUCGUGUAGACGACCGCCGGGUUUGCAGUGCCCCACUGGACGAUGGUACAGAUGAAAGAGGUUCAUGUAUUGCGCACGAAAUGUCCUCAGCGAACCCGUUUUGCCCAGCCAAGGGCGACCACGAAUUCCCUCACACAUGGUUCUCUUCUCGAUCGGCACCCGAUUUACUCACAAAGACGAGCAAGUGA